Messenger RNA from Styela clava, 1339 nucleotides. RefSeq lists its product as uncharacterized. The record is from RefSeq and is a predicted model, not a curated record. NCBI's taxonomy places the organism in Eukaryota, Metazoa, Chordata, Ascidiacea, Stolidobranchia, Styelidae.
GCGUAUCAAAUCACGUUUUGAUGAAUAUUUUUUGUCGUUAAUGCCAAUGGUACUAAGACAUAAAAGUCAUUGAAAAUUUAUAUUUUCUAAAGUAAUAAAUAUUCCGAAAUCAGAAUUGCCAUAUACUGUUAAUUAAUCCAUAAAUCUCUCUUUUUAUGGUUUCAUUGAAAUAACAAAUAAUAAAAUCCGGUGGGGAAACUUGAUUUAGGCUAAGAAGAAAGUGUUUGGAAUUCAGACAAUGUCUACUGCUUCCUCAUCUUCGUGUAUAUAUAAAUUCCACAAAAACUCAAAUCUAUUAUUAUUAUUUGGUAAAGCGUUCGCUGAUAAUUAUACUUAACGCAUUGUUAAAUACCGGAAAUUUAUUACGUGUAUAAAUUCCUCUCAUCAUAAAAACGAUUGAAGAUAUGAAGACUGCAUUUGGGGUUGUUCUUCUUCUUGUAUUCAUGCUGACGUUGUCGUAUGCGAAGUCGAAAAAAAUAAAGCACAAGUUGAGUACACGAGCAUUUCUUGACCUUUACCCCAAUAGCUGUACGAAUACGACGUUGCAAAAAGCAAGAGGAUUUGCCGACUACGAUCUUUUACUAUUCCACUGUAAAGAUUUUGAGCCUGAUAACUUCACUGCGGUUUUCACAACGAAAAAUGAAGGAUGCGGAGACACAUGCACUCAUCCAGUGGACGGUAGUGCCUUAAAUUUGACUAAAUACAAGGUCCAACCAAUUAUUGCGAUUCAGAAAAUCAACAGUAAUUACACUGACUUUCGUGUCAAAGUAACCAAGGGAUGCACUUGCGUGAAAAAGUUCGCCACAUCGAAAACUCAGACAGAAAAAGAGGUUAAAUUUCUAGGUGCUUCAGCCAUUUUGUCUAAAACGAGAAGAGGCAAAAAAUCUCGACGCAACAUGGGGAAGGGUAAAAACUAAAUGGGAUAAAAAAUAACAAACAACUAUAAUGGCCCAUAUUCAAUUUUGAAUUACUAAAUUAAACAUGAAUUUAUUGAUAUAACAAACUAUUUAAAAUCAAUUAUAUUAGAAAAAUCUAGGAAAGCUAUAUCUUUUACCAAGUUUGAUCAUUGUAUGAAGAAUUUUAAUGAGAUCGAUUUAUAUGCUGUCUACGCUUGAUGAAAACUUUGCUAAAUUUAUUUCACUUAAUAUUAAAUUAUUAUAUAUAUAUAUUACUAGUGGUUGUAUAACACCUACACGACUAAAAGUACUGGUCAAAAACAUGCGCUUCCGAGAUAUUUUAACGUUACUUGUCGGAAUGACAUUUCAAGCAAACAGACUUCAAUAUGCAUUCAGGAUUCGUAUAUGGCACAAAUAAAUUUUAAUAUCGUUGAUUUUUUUUU